AUGGCGGCGCCCUGCGUGGUAACGCUAGUGCUGACGGUGCUUCUGGUUCUGCUGCUGCUGCUGGGCGCGUGGAAGCGCUGGCGGCGGUGGCGGACCGCGAGCCGGCACGUGGCCGUCGUGGUGCUGGGAGACUUGGGCCGCAGCCCCCGCAUGCAGUACCACGCGCUCUCGCUGGCCAAGUGCGGCUUCUCCGUUACCUUCUUGGGGUUCUACCACUCCAAGCCCCGGGACGAGCUCCUGCAGAAUGACAGAAUUGGGAUUAUGGGCUUGACAGAACUUCAGAUGCUGGCAGUGGGGCCCCGCGUCCUCCAGUACGGAGUCAAAGUUGUCGUUCAGGCAUUGCAGCUGCUCUGGGCUUUUGUGAAGAUGGAACCCUCCACCUAUGUCUUCCUGCAGAAUCCGCCAGGCCUGCCUGCCAUCGCCGUCUGCUGGCUCGUGUGUUGUCUCUGUGGGGGCCAGCUCGUUGUGGACUGGCACAACUAUGGCUACUCCGUCAUGGGGCUGGUGCACGGCCCCACACACCCGCUGGUGCUGCUGGCCAAGUGGUAUGAGAAAUUCUGUGGCCGCCUGUCACACUUGAACUUGUGUGUGACCUGUGCAAUGAGGGAUGACCUGGCCCAGAACUGGAACAUCAAGGCCGUGACCGUCUACGACAAGCCAGCGUCCUUCUUCAGAGAGACCCCACUGGACCUGCAGCACCAGCUCUUUGUGAAGCUGGGCUGCAUCUACCCUGCGUUCAGGGCCCGCUCGGAACCCUCAGACUCAGCUGUGGAAUGGUCAGCCUUCACGGAGCGGGACUCCAGGAGCGGGCUGGUGACACACAGACCAGGGCGGCCAGCCCUGCUGGUCAGCAGCACAAGUUGGACAGAAGACGAAGACUUCUCCAUCCUGCUGGGAGCUUUAGAAAAGUUUGAACAACUGAUUGCUGAUGGAGAAAACCUUCCUUCUCUCAUCUGUGUGAUAACAGGCAAAGGGCCACUGAAGGAGCACUAUAACCGCCUCAUUGUCCAGAAGCAUUUCCGGCACGUGCAGGUGUGCACCCCGUGGCUGGAGGCUGAGGACUACCCUGUUCUGCUGGGAUCAGCAGACCUGGGCGUCUGUCUGCACAAGUCUUCCAGCGGCCUGGACCUGCCCAUGAAGGUCGUGGACAUGUUUGGGUGCUGCUUGCCCGUGUGUGCUGUGAACUUCCAGUGUUUGCACGAGCUCGUGAGGCAUGAGGAAAAUGGCCUGGUCUUUGAGGAUUCGGAGGAACUGGCCACUCAGCUGAAGACACUUUUCUCAGAGUUUCCUGAUCCUGCUGGCAAACUGAACCAGUUCCGGAAGAACCUCCAGGAGUCCAGACAGCUUCGCUGGCAUGAGAGCUGGACUAGGACCGUGCGCCCUCUCUUGGUGGACAUAUGA
Elephantulus edwardii (Cape elephant shrew) is the source of this 1401-nucleotide messenger RNA. It is a transcript of the gene ALG1, whose product is annotated as ALG1, chitobiosyldiphosphodolichol beta-mannosyltransferase. Gene Ontology annotation, molecular function: mannosyltransferase activity. The record is from RefSeq and is a predicted model, not a curated record. The transcript has 13 exons. Bases 1 to 1401 code for a protein of 466 amino acids. NCBI's taxonomy places the organism in Eukaryota, Metazoa, Chordata, Mammalia, Macroscelidea, Macroscelididae. Gene Ontology annotation, cellular component: endoplasmic reticulum.